CAAUACGCACCUGCAUAAGCUCCGUCCUACGCAGGUCGAAGACGCCUUGCAGCUUGACAAUGAAGCCGUCAUCAUCAUAGCCCCAAGUCACAGCCUGCUGCCGUUCUCUUUCUCCUUCUCUAUCUUCCUCCCUGUACUAGAACAGCUGGUGCUACAUUGCUCAUCUGCCUUCGCCCUCGUCACAAUGCUGUGUUCCUCACUGCUGCUGGCGAGUCUCUUGACUCUCACCGCAUCAUCUCCUUCCCUGGACAGACGACAAGCUUCCUUGUCCACAUUUGUUUCCCAGGAGCAAGCCAUCGCCAUCCAAGGUGUCCUAGCCAAUAUCGGAGGCCUCAACUCCAGUCUGGUUCCAGGUGCCAGCCCUGGGGUUGUCGUCGCGUCUCCCUCCACAGUCAAUCCAAAUUACUUCUACACCUGGACCCGUGACUCGGCCUUGACCUACAGAAUGCUCAUUGAGGAACUGAUCUUCGGUAACUUGACCCUCAGAAAAACCAUCGAGGACUAUACCGCUGCCCAGGCCAUUGUGCAGACUGUCACCAACCCCUCGGGCUCGCUAUGGCCAGCAGGUGACGGCCUCGGGGAGGCCAAGUUCUACACCAAUCUGACCAGAUUCGACGGUACUUGGGGUAGGCCACAGCGUGAUGGUCCCGCCUUGAGAGCCAUUACAUUUAUGGAACUGGCCCCUGUCUUAUUCAACUUGAACGAAACAGCUCUAUACAAACAGAUCUAUUGGCCACUGGUCCUCAACGACCUCAGAUACGUGGGUCAGUAUUGGAACCAGACUGGCUACGAUCUCUGGGAAGAAGUCCACGGCUCGUCUUUCUUCACCCUCGCCAAUCAGCACCGCGCUCUUGUCCAAGGAGCUCUCUUGGCGAGACAGCUCAACACGACCUGUCAACCAUGCGCGCAGGCCCCUCAAAUCCUCUGCUUUUUGCAAAACAAUUUCUGGAAUGCCACAGGAGGAUACCUUACGGCCGAUGUGAAUGUCAACAACGUUGUCCGAAGUGGUAUCAACUCGGAUCCCAUCCUGGCGAGCAUUUCGGUUUUUGAUGCGAACGCUACUUGCAAUGCUAGCGACUUCCAGCCGUGCAACUCAAAGAUGCUUGCCACACACAAAGUCCUGGUCGACAGCUUCCGCAGUCUCUACCCGAUUAACAACAACGCGCAGCCUCCUAACGCGGUCCUGAUCGGCAGAUACCCCGAGGACACCUAUUAUGGCGGAAACCCUUGGGCACUGUGCACACUGGGCGCCGCAGAAAUGCUGUACGAUGCAGUCCACCAGAUCAGAACUGUCGGGCAACUCACAGUCGACAAGUACAGCCUUCCCUUCUUCAAAGAUCUCUCUCCCACCAUCAGCGUCGGAAGCUAUACGGGAGACGUACUGAACCAAAUCUUGGUCAACAUGACAACUUAUGCGGACGGCUUUGUCUCUGCGGUCCAGCCACAUCUGCCCCCCAACGGCAGCAUCUCGGAACAAUUCGACCGCACCACCGGCUUUUCCACCUCGGCAUCCAAGUUGACGUGGUCAUUCGCCUCCUUCGUCACCAUGUCACGCCGUCGGGCAGGUCAAUUCCCCUUGAGCUGGGGCGCCUCGAAUCCAUUGGCCAACACGAACCUCACAAGCUCCCAAUGUCGCGGAACGAGCUUCAACGCCACGGGGAACUAUACCCCGGCCCUCGCGGCUGGCGCCCCGAACGUCACGAAAGACUGUGAAUCGGAGGUGAUCUUCAGCGUCAACGCCACGACAGCAUUUGGCCAGAACAUCUUCAUCCUGGGCAACGUCACGAAGCUGGGGGGCGCACUGAACAACGCCGACGACAUCAUCCUGCCGCUGAACCCGGGCAACUACACCUCCACCACGCCACAGUGGUACGUCGAUUUGUGGUUGAAGGCCGGCCAGACCGUCGCGUACCAGUACGUCCUGCAGAACGGCGCGCAGUGGGUGUUUGAACAGCACCCUGUGCGGACACUGCGUGUUGGCGCGUGUGGAAGCGGGCGCAUCGCCCGGGCGAACGACGCGGCUACUUUUCCUUCUUCUUAGGAAGGAGAAGGGCGAUGGGAAGUAACAACGGUCCAAAAAGGGGAGGCGGCCACGCACCGAGGAGGGGAGCUGUAAUCGCAGAAGGAGGAUGGUCCGUCCACCAAGGAUCAGAAAUCACAAGCACAACUAUACUUUUGAGGGGUUGUUGUGUUGAUAGGAAUGAAAAGGGACUCACGACCGACCACCUAAUUACCAGAGAAGCACCUCCAUCACUAUCAUCCUCAAGCGUUCCAUGCACCACCGUAUAUGUGCAAAGGUCCACAAUGGUGGAAGGACAUAGCUCUAGCGAUGUAGCAUAUCAUGCCAUGGCGCAGCUCAGCACAGCACAGCAAAGCAAAGCCUACCUAGGUGAGAUACUAGCUAGUAUAGCAUCUCCCUGCAAUACGGCGCAGAACUCAGCCUCGCCCCCAUCCAGGUAUCAAUGAUAUCCACAAUCCCUCGGAGCAAUACAGGAUGCGCGUUGAAGAAGAAUAUAUACUCGGUUC
Molecule: messenger RNA, 2526 nt
Organism: Cladophialophora immunda
Lineage: Eukaryota; Fungi; Ascomycota; Eurotiomycetes; Chaetothyriales; Herpotrichiellaceae
Exons: 4
Coding region: 185-2041 (618 amino acids)
Biological process (GO): polysaccharide catabolic process
Cellular component (GO): fungal-type vacuole
Molecular function (GO): starch binding; glucan 1,4-alpha-glucosidase activity
Source: RefSeq, a predicted model, not a curated record